Molecule: messenger RNA, 1789 nt
Organism: Eptesicus fuscus (big brown bat)
Lineage: Eukaryota; Metazoa; Chordata; Mammalia; Chiroptera; Vespertilionidae
Gene: C9H1orf52
Product: chromosome 9 C1orf52 homolog
Exons: 3
Coding region: 42-581 (179 amino acids)
Source: RefSeq, a predicted model, not a curated record
CCGGCUUCCGUCGGAGGCCGCGGUCGCCGAGCGUCGCCGUCAUGGCAGCCGAGGAGAAGGACCCCCUGAGCUACUUCGCAGCGUACGGGAGCAGCAGCUCCGGCUCCUCGGACGAGGAGGACAGCAGCGAGCCGGAGGAGACGAGGCGCAGGGCUCCAGACCCGGCGAAGUCGGCGGGCGGCUGCGGCCACAAGAAGCUGCCGGGCCCCGACGAGCUGUUCCGGAGCGUGACUCGCCCGGCCUUUCUCUACAAUCCGCUCAACAAACAGAUCGACUGGGAGAGGCACGUCGUCAAGGCGCCCGAGGAGCCGCCAAAGGAAUUCAAAAUCUGGAAGUCCAACUGCGUCCCGCCCCCGGAGACCUACACCGCGGAGAAGAAGCCGCCCCCGCCGGAGCUGGACAUGGCCAUCAAGUGGUCCAACAUCUAUGAGGACAACGGCGACGACGCCCCGCCGAGCGUCAGGAAGGCCCGGCUCCUGCCGGAAGGGGAGGAGACGGUGGAAUCGGAUGAUGAAAAAGAUGAGCAUACUUCUAAAAAGCGCAAAGUAGAACCGGGAGAAUCAACAAAGAAGAAAAAGUAGAAAACAACAAAUGACAAAUUUUGAACUGCGAAACGUAUUGAUGAAAUGGUUUUUUGGUCAGAUAAGUUGAUAUUGUAAAAUAUGAAAUGUCAUCUCCAUGCAAGUACCCGUUAAUAAGUAUUGCUGCGGCAGGAACUUUCCACUGUAAAAUUCACUUUUUAUUUAAAACUUCUAUGUAUUUAAAACUCAAAUGGUGACUUGUGAUUGUGAAGUUGACAACACUUGGAAGCAUUCUUGCUAUCACAGGACUGUUGACAUGCUUUGAGAUUUCUGUCAGAUGUUGACAUGCCAAUGUCCUAUGAACCUUUUAUAAAGGAAUAUAUUUUUAAAGUAAAUAUAAUGUAAUGUACUGUGAACUUGUAGGGUGCUUUUCAACAGUGUUUGUACAGUGUAAAUAGAUCAUGGAAAUAAAAUUACUUAUUCAAUAGUACUAUUACUGCAUUACAUCAACAUUUGAAUAUUUGUGACAUACUCUUCUUUGCCAUGUGAUGUUGAUAGUAGGUAUUACCAUGUAGGGAUUUCCUCCUGUGUUUCAGGUGCUUUGUACAUACAUUAUUUGUGAUCCUCAAACAGCCUAGUAAAACAGGUAUUAGUAACCUUAUUUUAUAAUAAAGAGUAACAUCCAAGGUUACACAGCUAGUGAACAGUGAAUUUGGGAUUUAACGCACGACACUUGAGCUCUAAAAUCACACUAAACCAUCUAUCUGCCAAUCAAAAUUUAGGAACUGUGAUUGGCAUCUUUUCUAGGUACCCUUAUGUGGUAGGUAGUGGAGAUCCUCUCCUCACCUGAUUGUAUUACUGCACGUAUCAUAUAUGUCUUAUACUGUAAAAAUUAAUUGAUUCCCCUGUUAUAGUUGGCUGAAUACAAAGAGUUGCCAGAUGUCAAAAAUAAAAAUACAGGACACACAGUUAAGUUUGAAUUUUACAUAAACAAUAAAUAAUGUUUUAGUAUGUGUAAUAUUUAAAACCUAUUUAUACUAAAAAUUUGUUUACCUAAAAAUCAAAUUUAACCGGGUGUCUUAUAAUUUAUCAGCCAACCCUACUUCUACGUGGUUUCUCUACCCAGCUCCUAUUUUAAUGCUUACCUAUAGUAAUAAUCAAGAAAACAAGAUUGUAGUCAGGAAGGUAAUCUUUGAUUUGACAUGGUCCAAAAUGUAGUGCUGUUAUUUGUAACAUUUUGAAUAAUAAAAGGAAAAAAUACACUGCAU